Messenger RNA from Colletotrichum karsti, 1287 nucleotides. RefSeq lists its product as uncharacterized. Bases 1 to 1287 code for a protein of 428 amino acids. Lineage: Eukaryota; Fungi; Ascomycota; Sordariomycetes; Glomerellales; Glomerellaceae. The record is from RefSeq and is a predicted model, not a curated record. The transcript has a single exon.
AUGUCUCUCAUCAACUCAACCAUGACCGCCAAACUCGCCAGCCUCGUCACCCCAAUGAUAGCCAGAGCCGCCGUGAGCCCCAUCACGACACUCCCGGGCACCACCUUCACCAUCACCCAGAUCGAGAGCGGCGUGGUGAAGGGGACCGUGAUCACGCGCGAGCCGAUGACCCUCGACUUCUUCCCUAACACAUCGUCGUCGUCGUCGUCGGUUCCCGUCAUCACCGUGACUCAGACGGUCACUGAGAAGGUUGCCGCGGAGGCUACCUCGAGCGCCACACCCACCACCACCACCACCAGCGUGUCGUCUUCCGAGCCGUCCCCUUCGAUCGUCACCUUGACUCAGACAGUCACGCAAAAGGUCGGGGAGACUACCUCGAGCGUCACGCCUACCACCAGCGUCACGUCUUCCGAGCCGCCCCCUUCAGUCAUCGUCACCAUAACUCAAACAGUCACGCAGAAGGUUGCCGAGGAGACUGCUUCGAGCGUCACGCCUACUUCGAGCGUCACGCCUACCACGAGCGUCACGUCUUCCGAGCCACCUCCUUCGACGAUCGUCAUCGUAACUCAGACGGUCACGCACAAGGCUGAGGAUAAGACUACCUCGAGCGUCACGCCCACCACCACCAGCGUGUCGUCUUCCGAGCCGCCCCCUUCGGUCAGCGUCACCAAGACUCAGACAGUCACUCCAAAAACUGCGGAUAAGACUACCUCGAGCGUCACGCCCACCGCUACGAGCGCUCCAUCUUCCAAGCCGCCCUCGACGACCGUCACAUCCACCCUGACGACCCCGUCAACAUCUCCAGGUCCCCAGGACAAGAAGAAGCCGACUCCCACCACGACCCCCACCAACACAACCUCCUCAGGCUUCACGACCUCGACCAAGACCACCACGGCCACCAAAACCCCCAAGGCCACGGUCUACCCCGACGCCGACCCCCCGAGCUGCAUCAUGACCAGCCUCGGCUUCUGGAACCGCCAGUACCGCCUCCGCGCCUACAACGUCCCCGACGUCCCCGGCUACUGCCACCGCUACUGGGACGAGAUCCACCACCACGACCCGCCCUGCCACUUCCUCAGCCACGUCCACUGCGAGGAGCCCUACCCCAACGUCUUCGACAUGCGCUUCGAGGUCAUGCACCUCUGCAACGGCGGCACCGUCGAGAGCUCCUGGUGGGAGACCACCCACAACGAGUACGGCGGCAUGGUCUGCAGGGGCAGGGACGACCUGGGCCCGGACGAGUACCGGGACUGGCACGAUUGGGACGGGAAGAAUGAGCUUCACUAG